Molecule: messenger RNA, 5736 nt
Organism: Pseudonaja textilis
Lineage: Eukaryota; Metazoa; Chordata; Lepidosauria; Squamata; Elapidae
Gene: DLGAP4
Product: DLG associated protein 4
Biological process (GO): signaling
Cellular component (GO): glutamatergic synapse; postsynaptic specialization
Molecular function (GO): molecular adaptor activity
Source: RefSeq, a predicted model, not a curated record
AUGAAGGGGUUAGGAGAUAACCGAAGCCGCCAUCUAUCUGAUAACCUGGACUCUCCUCAAGACUCUCUCUAUGCCACUCAAGAUAGGAAUCCUUAUCUUCUUAGUCCCACAGAUUCCUACUCAAUGGACCCUCGGUUCCCAACGCCCAACUCUCUCCACAGUGACUGCCUCCUUCCCCUCAACAACCAGAUUUCUAAUAGCAGUACAUUUCCACGUAUUCAUUACAACUCUCACUUUGAGGUUCCUGAUGAGAACCCCUUUCCAAGUCAUGCCCAAGCCACCAAAAUUAACAGACUCCCUGCCAACCUGCUAGACCAAUUUGAAAAACAACUGCCCAUCCACAGGGAUGGUUUUAGCACCCUCCAAUUCCGGAGAAGUUCAGAUGCCAAACACCGGAAUGAAAACCCCGGGAGAAUACGGCACUUGGUUCAUUCAGUCCAAAAACUUUUUGCUAAGUCACAGUCCUUGGAAGGUGCUUCUAAAGGCAGUGUGAAUGGCAAGAAAGGCACUGAGGACUCAAAACCAAACCGGAGGAGCAAGAGUAAAGACCGUGCAAAAACCACAGAGACUAAACGCAGGACGAGAUCCAACAUAUCAGGCUGGUGGAGCUCAGACGACAAUCUGGACAGUGAUACCUGCAACUAUCGUAACCCUAUGGGCCUCAUGACCCUUGGCAGGCAGCCUGAUCACAGCCAGCCUAAAUACUUUAUGCAUGCUUAUAACACAAUCAGUGAACAUAUGCUGAAAUCGUCCAAGAGCAAUAAUGACCUCAAGAUCACCACUUGCACCAACAUCCCCAUCAACAGUGAGUCAAACUACAUCAAAAGAGGGUCCUGGUCCACUCUCACACUCAGCCAUGCCCGAGAAAUGUGCCAAAAGGCUUCAGCUACCAUCGACAGAGCAUUGUUGAAAUCUAAAUCCUGCCAUCAAGAUUUAGCGUAUCAGUACUUGCAGGUGCCUCAGGGAGACUGGAAUAAUAUGCUGACGAGGGACAAAGACAAUGAAAUUCCAUGCCGGCGCAUGAGAAGCGGGAGUUAUAUCAAAGCCAUGGGUGAUGAUGACAGUGAGGACUCAGAAACCAGCCCCAAGCCAUCUCCUAAAACUGCAGCACGGAGGCAAAGUUACCUCAAGGCCACUCAACAGUCACUGGGUGAACAGAGCACCACUCAAAGAAGCCUGGAUCGCCUUGAUUCUGUUGAGAUCCUUUUACCACCAAAAUUUCCAAGCUGGGAGGAAGAAUACAAUCAAAUCUCAGAAAACCUGGAUGAGUCCAGUUGCAUCAAUCAGAUAUUUGGACAAUCCUCAUUUAUUCCACAGAUAUUUACACAAGAAGAGCAGACAACAGAAGAAGAGCUGAAUGAUCAAUAUGAAGGUAUGUGUGAAUCGGCUUACAGUGAAGCAGAAUCAGCUGCUGUGGAAGUACUGGAGCUGCCUCUUCCCAGCUACUUCCGUUCCCGGAGCCACAGCUACCUCCGAGCUAUCCAGGCAGGUUGCUCCCAAGAAGAGGACACCGUCUCUGUUCAGUCCCUCUCGCCACCCCCAGCCAGCACCAUCAGUGGCAGCCAAACACUUCCCAGCAACAACAGUUCGGCAUGCCUAGUGGGCUAUAAAAAGACACCACCACCAGUCCCACCUCGGACCACCUCAAAGCCAUUCAUCUCUGUCACGGUGCAGAGCAGCACUGAAUCGGCACAGGACAACUACCUGGACAACCAAGACCACAAGAGUGAAGUCAACAGCCAGUCGGGACUGAGCAAUUCCUCAGAUAGCUUAGACAGUAAUAGGCCACCUAGCGUAACGAGAGGAAACCUCACCACUCCAGUCAAUGAGCCUCCUGAGUUACCCCAGAAAAAUGCAUCCUUGAAGAGCGACAAAGGAACAUUGACGAACGAAGAGCCGAAGGUGGAGAACAUCCCCAAAAGGAAGCUGUCAUCUAUAGGAAUACAAGUUGACUGCCUUCAACCAGUGGCAAAAGAGGAGCUCCCUCCAUCAGCCACCAAAUUCCAGUCCAUCGGGGUACAGGUAGAGGACGAGUGGCGCAACAGCCACUCUCACAGCAUGUCCAACAAACAGGAUACAGAUUCUGACUCUCAAGAGCUGAAUAAUUCUACCUGUAAAUCAUCUGAAAGAAACCUUGCUGAUUGUUCCCCCUGCAACAACUCCAACAACCUUGAUGCUAACACGAGGCAAGCAGCCAUGCCCUCUGAAAGCAAGAAAAACCUCUCCUAUGGAGAUAGCAAUGACCCAGCCCUGGAACCUUCCUCUCUCCCUCCUCCUGAUCCUUGGCUUGAAACAUCCACUAACACUCCAUCAGAACCAACACAGCCGGGAGCUUGCCGAAGGGAUGGGUACUGGUUUCAGAAGCUACUGCAGGCAGAGACGGAAAGGUUGGAAGGGUGGUGUCGACAGAUGGACCAAGAGACUAAAGAGAAUAAUCUCUCUGAAGAAGUCUUAGGCAAAGUCCUCAGUGCAGUGGGCAGUGCACAACUACUAAUGUCACAGAAAUUCCAACAAUUCCGUGGCCUCUGUGACCAAAACUUGAACCCCAAUUCCAAUCCUAGGCCCACAGCACAGGACCUUGCUGGGUUUUGGGAUCUCUUACAGUUGUCCAUUGAAGACAUCAGCAUGAAAUUUGAUGAGCUGUACCACCUGAAAGCUAAUGGUUGGCAGGUGACAGAGCCAUUGGAGAAGAAGGAAGAAAAGAAACCACCCCCUCCUGUUCCAAAGAAGCCAGCUAAACCGAAAUCUCAGCUAAACCGGGAUAAGGCAUCUGACUCAGUGGACAAGCAGCGCCAGGAAGCUCGCAAACGCCUCAUGGCAGCCAAGCGUGCGGCCUCUGUUCGACAAAACUCUGCCACUGAGAGUGCGGACAGCAUUGAAAUCUACGUUCCUGAGGCACAGACCCGUCUUUGAGCAAAGGGAAGAGGAAGAAAACACUUUUUUUCACACCAUUAAAAGAGGAAAACAAAACAAAAAAAAAUGGGUUCACUAAACAGUAGUGUGAUUUCUUUGGUCUAGAGAUACCAGAGCCAACCCUGCCAAGGGCUCCCAAUUAGACCUUUCCUGGUUCUGUGCUUUGGUUUUUCUCCUCCCCAUCUUUCACGCUGGCUGUGGUGUGGCUGAACAAACUUUUGGAAACACAGUCCUUUACACUUGGAACUGCAACCUUUUUACUUGUCAAUCUGAGGAGAAUUAUUAGCUUGUUUACAUGAAAUGGACUAAAUUGAAACAAACAAACUCCCCCUGCCCGCCUUCAGCACUUGCCAUGCUGUGCUUCCCCCACCCCGAAUCCUUUGGCUAUUUGUUCUGUCUUCUAUCCCCAGAGAAUCUCUUUAUCUCCACCCUCACUGUUUUUCUUGCAUUUUAUAGUUGUCUCCUCUUUGCCAUCCUUUUCUCUGCAUGGCAUCAUUUACUGUGUUAGAAGUAAACUCUUCUACAGUGCUGCAGAAGAAAACACCGCUCAGCGUGUACUCUUGCACUCUGCUAGUGAGCAGCCUUCAGUUUUGUUACAUAUUAUUUCCUUUAUAGAUGGGUUGGGAGUGGGUGGCCAGGGCUGGGUUGGGUUGGGGGAGGCAGUGAGGCUUUAGGGUUAAUAUAUCUUGUAGUCCAAUGAUGUAAACAGAGGGCACAUUCGGUGAGAUAUAAACGGUGUGUUUUGUUGUAAUAGCCUGGAAGCAAAAAAAAAAAAAAAAAGUGCAAUAAGAGAAGUGUUUUGUCUGCACACUCCCAUGAAUAGUGCUGCAAAAGAAGGAUUUCCUAUCCAGGGCAUCCGAAAGAAACACAGCAAGGUGGAUUCACAUGUUGCCGCACACACUUUUCUUUUUUUCCUGUACUCUCUUCCCCUUUGCAAUUUUUUGUAUGUGAUUUUGUGUGCAAGGAUCAAUGUAUAAGAAACCAGCUGCUAUACAAAGGGUGGGAAAAACUUUCAAAGUUGUACUUAAUACGUUCUAUGGUGAAAGACAAUGGUUUUUGUACUGAAAAAAAAAAUGAGGUAGAUAUUAGAUGGUUGGCAAAUUGCCUGCCUGUAUGUAUGUGUACAUAUGCACAUAAUACACUUAGUAGGAUAUGUAAAUUUAAUACAUACCAAUGCAUACAUAGCUAAUCACACAUGUACACAUUCAGAUGGUGUCUUUAAAAAGCACCUCCAAGAGGAUGGGUGUAUGUAUAGCAUAUAUUUUUACAUGUACUAUAGCUAGAUGUGUGUAAAAGUGUGUGCAAAAAUAUAUACCGUGCAUAUUCUCAGCCAUUCUGGCCCCUUCUGUCUCAUAUUUUUGGAGGAACCAUCAUGAAAUUUCAUUUGACCUUCCUCUUUCCCUCUGCACACCUAUUUUGAACUAAUCAAUGAAGCCAGGAAUCAAACAGCCAAAUCUAAAUUUCUCCUGUGCCCUCCACACUACCCUGUUUUCCAUUUCUACACUUCUCAGAAAGCUGUGCACUGUAAUUUGGGGAGUCUUGAGAAAAGAAGGUAUUUGAUGGAUAGCCUAAAGUGACCAGAACACAAAAGAAUUUUUUUUACUGGUACAUUAAUGAAAAUCAUGUCAGUGAAUGCUGUCUAUGCAUAGGGAGUGUUAGAUUCUUACCUGCCCACUUAAUGUACAAUUUUGUAAUCUGUGAAAGCUUGACCAUAUAGAGUAUGGCUUCAAAAGAGACUUGAUUUAUUCUAUUUUCCUCUCCCUCUCCAAUAACCUUACUUUGAUGAUGGAGGGUGCUUGAUGAACUUUUGAAACAAGUGGCUGACUUUCACAGUUCUUCCUAUUAAAAUUUGAAACGCUUGGAAUGUGACUUUUUUUACUUGCAUUUCCCAAAGCAGCAAUGUUAGAAAUUAGGGCAGGUGUUUGAUGGACUCCGUUUCAAUAGUAUAUGUUUUGGCGUGCAGUUUGUCAGUGGGAUUAAAUCUUAAAUGUAUGUAAUUCAGCAAAACAGGUCUCCCGGUUUUAGAGAAGUGUUUGCUUCCACAAUUACACAAUUACCUUGAAAAAAAGAUAGACAUGCUUUUCUCUGGUAUAUGUACUUACAUGCUAUAUACACGGAAUAUAUUUGUCCAUUUUACAUCUUAGGUGUAUUUACAAAGGGGCAUUUUUAGCUGAUGUGUACCCCUGGUGUGAAUUGGCAUCGUUAGUUUGUUGCAAUAAAAAUAGUAAAGAUCAUGGGUUCUGAAACAGUCCUGAAAAACACUUGGGGUCCUGACACAAGGGCUUGUCUUCAGCAUGCCUCCAGCAUUGCUAACCACACUUGGGAGGUAAUUAUGGGCUUUGGUGGAAGAGAGAUCAAAGCAAGGGCAGUCAGCUGGUUUCAAAGCAAGGAAACAUCAGAAGUUUUACUUCAAACUCUCAGCACUGACCUUUCUCCCCCAAUGUUUUCUUUUAAAGGCCUACUUGGUAGUAACUACUACUUGAUCCUCAAAAGAGCACUGAAAAUAGUUUCCAUAGAUGGCACUUGCAUGAAAUGACACAUUUGCUGAAGUAUGCAUACUUCAGGAAUUGAAAUAUUGUGGUCACCUUUCCUUCUGUAUCUCCUCCAACUGUAGCAGAGGAUUCUUCACAAAACUAACUUAUUCUAAUCUACAAAUCCGUAUUAGCGAUAAGGUAGCCUCUCUCUAAUCCAAAUCUUGCGUCUGUGGAUGACAUAGCUUCUUUUCAAAAUGUGUAAAGCAGUGUUUCUCAACCUUGACAAUUUUAACAUGGAUUUCAACUCUCAGACUACUCUAUCCAAAAUUCUAGAGUUGAAAUCCACACA